Molecule: messenger RNA, 2262 nt
Organism: Scheffersomyces coipomensis
Lineage: Eukaryota; Fungi; Ascomycota; Pichiomycetes; Serinales; Debaryomycetaceae
Exons: 1
Coding region: 256-2049 (597 amino acids)
Source: RefSeq, a predicted model, not a curated record
AAUAUUAAACCCACCUUCAAUUGUAAUUGUAGUUUAUUAAUUGAUAACGAGAUCUGUCCUUAAAUGCCUGUUUAUGAAUCCAUUGUUGGAUAUAUGUUCCUGUAUAUAACGCCAGGUUUUUUUAUCUUAUCUCUGAAAGGGAAGGUCAUACAGAUUGCUCCACACCUUUUUAACCACAUCAAUAAUCUGUAUUACACAAUCUGUAUUGAUCUUUACCAUAUAUCGUUGGUGGGAGAGAGAUAAUAACUAAUAAUCAUGGAUGUUGUGAAGUCUCAAAUCUCGGGUCAUACCCAAUUCCGAGAAACUGGGGUAAAUCAUCAUCAUGAUUAUAAUCUGUUAAUUGAUUUGCCAUUAGAAAUCAUCGAGAAUGUGAUAUAUUGGUUAACCAGGGGUAAUGUCAAUAUCUUUCAUCGAAGUGGAUUUGUUCAGAAAGAUCUUAUAUAUCCUGAAUUCAUCUAUAAAUUAAAUAGAGUUAGAUGUGUGGGUCAUUAUCUUGAAUUAAUUGCAUUAUCAUCAACUUGUAUAAGGCUAAGACAAUUAUUGGCUCCUUUCAUAUUCACUAACUUAAGCUUGAUAAGAUUAAACAAUAUCGACGUGAUACUAGGUAGUCAUUGGGGUCAAAGUGAGUUAUUCUCCGAUAAGAAGAAAUAUCAACGAGAAUUUAUGAAGGAGUUAUUAGGUAAUAAUUUUGAUACUUGUUUAGUAUCUGAUUUAGCUCGAACUAGUUUUAAACAGGGGGUUAUUGGUGAUGGCAAACAUCAAAGCAGAUAUCAAAGACAAUUUAGUAUGAAUAACUUUAUUACUUAUUUAGAAAGUGAUUCAACUAUUCUUAGUGGAUCUGAUUUACAAUUAUUUCCUAAUGUGACAUCAUUAAAGAUCUUUGAUUCAGGAUUCUUUAGUACGUCCAAGUUCUCGUUCUUAUCAAUCAAUAAAUUGACUAAUCUUUCGAUCAGAGGCGAUAUAUUAAGUAAUGUUGAACAUAUACCGUCAUCCAUAAAAAGACUUGAUGUGAUCUUAAUAUUUUUAUAUAAUGGAUGGGAAGAUACCAUGAAGAAACUCCAUACUAAAUUUGAAACUGAUUUUCCUAAUCUAAUUGAAUUCAACUUAUUUACUGAUACGAAAGAAGUAUUAAACUAUGAUGAAACGUUGAAUUUGUUAGAAAUCAUGGCUGAUAAUUGUGUCGAAUUGGAAAGUAUUAAUUUCCGUAAACUUCGAAGAAAUGUAUAUGUUGAUUCAUCUCGAAUACUUUCCAAUCUGAUUUAUAAUAGUUUAAACUUUUUCAAAAUCAUUAAAAAGUUUGAAAAGUUAAGAUUCAUUGGUACUGAUUUAAAGAUAUUAAAUGCCAUUAGUGAUGAUACAUUAUUUGUUGAUAAUUUAAAGACAUUAAAUAGUCCUGUGAUAUCAGGACCAAGUCGAUGUUUCACCAUAAUAGAUCAUUCAACCACAAUCCCAAUGUUAAAUACUAAUGCUAUUAAACUCUUAUCUGAUAUCAUAAGAUCCGGAGGGUUUAAUGAAUUACAUUUUCAAUUCAAUGAAUCUCAUAAUAAAAGUCGAGAUAAUGCGAUUAAUUUGAUUUUAAGUGUGGUAUCAUUUCAAACCCAAAUCUAUCAGAAACAAAUCGAACGAGUAUCAAUCAUGCCAUGUUGGUCAUUAACUGAUGGACAUCUCAAACGAACAUUUUAUCGUGAUUGUAUACUUAAGAAUAAUGAAAAUCCCAGUAAAGUAUGGCAACAAUCAUUAGCUUCUGCCUUAAUUGGGGAUAAGAUAUCAACCAAUUCAGGAAAGUAUAGAGAUAAAGAAAUAUUUGAUGUUAAAUAUAUGGAAUAUUCAUUCGAAGAAUUCUUUGGUUAUCCUCCAUCCCCUGUUAAUGAAUUCCCUACCAUCUUACAAGCUAAAUUACAACCCAAUGAUAUAAAUAAUGAAUCCCAUCAUAAUGAGUAUAGUACAAGUCGGGCAUUCUGGAGUGUCGAAAGUUCAUUAUCUGAAAUGGAACAUUACUCUACGAAAGCAGAUAAGGGUAUUACAAUCAGAAGUAGUAGUAAUAAUUAGAAGUUUUACAUAGUUAAUUAAUUAAUAGUCUUUUUUUGCAACCACACUACACGCCAAAUCAUCUACACGUGAUCGAGUGACUGUUUUCACGUUGAGCCUCACAUGCCUAAUUGGGAAGCUGUUUUAUAUACACUCUCAGACACUCUUUUUUUUUCAGUUUCCUUUUGCUCACAAAAAAAAUUUCAAUAUACAAAAAACAAUUUUGAAGAUAUC